CUUGACCAUUACUUACUGAAAAAGUCACUAUGAAGAUCGCAUUUGCCCUCUUGGUAAUUUUACCUUUGGUAUUUUCGAUGCCAGAAAAGAGAUUACUUCUUGAUACUUUGUUAAAAGGAGAUGAACUGAAAACUUUAGUUGAUGGAAUAGUUGGAACACUGGGUUCAGAUGCCAGUGAACAGGCAUGCGAAACAGAAUGCCACACACUCAUCCAGCAAGAUCAUCUUCUUCAAUUUGGAUGUCCACUGAUAUGCAAAAGAACGUGUCACUGCUUUGACCAAAAGUGUACUUCACAAUUACUUACUGAAAAAGUCACUAUGAAGAUAGCAUUUGCCCUCUUAGUAAUUUUACCUAUGGUAUUUUCUAUGCCAGAAAGGAGAUUACUUCUUGAUAGUUUAUUGCAAGGAGCUGAACUCAAAACUUUAGUUGAUGGAAUAGUUGGGCAAUUGGGUUCAGAUGCCAGUGAACAAGCAUGCGAAAGUGAAUGCCACACACUCAUCCAACAAGAUCAUCUUCUUCAGUUUGGAUGUCCACUUAUAUGCAAAAGUCUCCAAAGCUUUGCUCAUCGAUUUGGACACCCCACAGCUGCACCCACAGCUGCACCAUAAAAAUUCUCAACUUGUUGCAAUAAAUUGAUAUUAUGUGUUA
Mytilus californianus (California mussel) is the source of this 648-nucleotide messenger RNA. RefSeq lists its product as uncharacterized. The transcript is spliced from 8 exons. Bases 30 to 608 code for a protein of 192 amino acids. Lineage: Eukaryota; Metazoa; Mollusca; Bivalvia; Mytilida; Mytilidae. The record is from RefSeq and is a predicted model, not a curated record.